CCCCCUCUCCCUGCCACGCUCGCUAUACCCUCCACCAGACCGCCGCCGCGCCGCUCCCACCUCUCCGCCGGCCUCCGCGCCCCUGACCCCCCUCUGCCAGCCUUGUGUCUUGCUGAAUCAUCGCUGUCCAAGAUGAGCGACGAGGUGAUAUGGCACUGCCUCCGCCACAACCACUGCAGCUUCAUGGCCAAGAUCGAGACGGGGCUGUUCUGCCGGAACCCCUACAACGCCACGGGCAUAUGCAACCGGAGCUCCUGCCCGCUCGCCAACAGCCGCUACGCCACCAUCCGGGACCACGACGGUAUCUUCUACUUAUACAUGAAAACUGCGGAAAGAGCACAUCUGCCAAACAAAUUAUGGGAGAGAGUCAAACUACCCAGGAAUUAUGAGAAAGCAAUGGAAGUCAUCAAAAAGCAUCUCGAACAUUGGCCCGAGCUACUUGUGCACAAGAUCAAACAGCGCCUGACAAAAAUGACUCAGUAUCGGAUAAGGAUGAGGAGACUUCAACUUAAAGUGAGUUAUCUGCUCCUGAAUUCUGGGUGUAAUCUGAUUCUAUAA
Triticum dicoccoides is the source of this 558-nucleotide messenger RNA. RefSeq names its product protein mak16-like. The transcript is spliced from 5 exons. Gene Ontology annotation, biological process: maturation of 5.8S rRNA; maturation of LSU-rRNA. Gene Ontology annotation, cellular component: preribosome, large subunit precursor; nucleolus. Lineage: Eukaryota; Viridiplantae; Streptophyta; Magnoliopsida; Poales; Poaceae. The record is from RefSeq and is a predicted model, not a curated record. The coding region runs from base 133 to 558 and encodes 141 amino acids.